UGGGAGGACAAGGAAAGAUGUUGCUGCACAUAAGCGUUGAGAUUUCAUAUUGGAGUUUUAAGUUCGGUGUUUAGUAUUCAGUAUCGCGUCGACCCGAGAGUGCGGCUGCAGUCGCAUGAAAACGUCACUUGUUGGAAACGCUUUGCACAAUUGCUGACUAAAAUAUUUUGGUGAAAGUGUGGAUACCUCAUUAUGGAAUUGGAUACAAUGGACUAAAUGACGAACUAUGUGAAAGUGCGUAUGUGUGAUUUUGGUUUUACAAUGUAUGCAAUACCAUUUUUUCCAUUUUUGAUUAAACUGCAAAUUCGCGUGGUGUGAUUACAUUCAAGGAAUGUAUUGGUAAACACCGCCUUGCAAUAAAGCAAUAAAAAAACCCAAUAAUUUCGUUUGCUGGGUGACCGGAUGUCCAUUUGUUUUGUUCGUUUGCAGGUGACCGAGGGUAAGCAAUUAAUUUGAACACUUUGGGAAACUUCAGGAUUUAACGUCGCCGAAGGUGUUUGGACUGCUGUUUUCCUCCUUGCUUGUAUUACGAUAUUUUUUUAUGAGCGUUUACUAUCGUCAAUGGAGGUAACCACGGACCAGGCCCGCUGGAUCGGUCAUCAUCAUCCAGCGGUACUGAACGGUCAGCAUCACGACUCUCACCACCCGGCUCUUGGCCACUCCUACAUGGACCCAUCUCAGUACCCUCUCGCCGACGAUGUGGAUGUACUGUUUAAUACCGACGGACAGAGCAACCACGUCUCCCCUUACUACGGAAACUCCGUCAGAGCCGUCCAGAGAUACCCGCCUCCGCCACACAGUAGUCAGGUAUGCCGUCCGCCACUACUCCCCGGCUCCUUGUCCUGGCUAGACGGAAGUAAGGCUCUCGGGACGCACCACAGCAGUUCGCCCUGGAACUUGAGCCCCUUUCCCAAGUCCUCUCUACAUCACGGUUCCCCGGGGGGCCUUUCUGUGUACCCGCCGACAGCGUCGUCCUCCCUGGCCGUCGGUCACUCUAGCCCGCACCUCUUCACUUUACCUCCGACCCCUCCAAAAGAUGUCUCGCCGGAUCCGAGAAUCUCUAGCCCGGGGUCGCACAGUUCCGGUCGACAGGAGGAAAAAGACUGCGUAAAAUACCAGGCGUCUCUGUCGGAAAGCAUGAAAAUGGAGCCAUCUCACUGCCGGAGUACCGCACCAUCUACCCACCACCACGUCGCGUCAUACCCAUCUUAUGUCCCCGAGUUCGGCUCAGGCUUCUUCCCGCCGAGUAGCCUGAUAGAAGGCAGAGAGUGUGUUAACUGCGGAGCUACCUCCACCCCUCUCUGGCGGAGAGACGGGACUGGUCACUAUUUAUGUAACGCCUGUGGACUCUAUCACAAGAUGAACGGACAGAACCGACCGCUAAUUAAACCAAAGAGACGACUGUCUGCGGCCAGACGGGCGGGCACCGCGUGCGCCAACUGCCAGACGUCCACCACCACGCUCUGGAGGAGGAACGCCAGCGGGGAUCCUGUCUGCAACGCGUGCGGGCUGUACUUCAAACUUCACAACAUUAACCGCCCCAUGACCAUGAAGAAGGAGGGCAUCCAGACCCGGAACCGGAAGAUGGUCGGCAAGUCCAAGAAGGGGCGGAGGUCCCAGGACGGUGGGGCGGAGUACUCGUCCAAAAGCGUCUCGUUCUGCGCGCCCGCCGCGGGGAUGCCCCUGCCCCCCUUCUCCCACCCGGGACACAUGCUGAGCGCCCCCAUGUCUAUGCACGCCCCGCCCAGCCUCCCCUUCGCCCCCCACCACCCCUCCAGCAUGGUGACUGCGAUGGGAUAGCCCCCCCUAACCCCCAAACCUCCGCAAAACCUCCCCAAAACCCCCCCAACCCCCAAACCCCACCCACCCCCCCUAACCCCCAAACCUCCGCACCACCCGUAACCUCCCCAAACCUCCCCAAAUCCUCCCUAACCCCCAAACCCUCCCUCUGCCCCCUGCCCUGAGAGACUGUGCUCCUGCACUGAGAGACCAUCCCUUUGCCCUGAGAGACCAUCCCUUUGCCCUGAGAGACCGUCCCUUUGCCCUGAGAGACCGUCCCUUUAGGCUGAGACACCGUCCUACUGCGCUGCACGAGGGGACGCGGGCUUCGUUCGCGUAACGCCUCGGAAGCCAUUUCUCAUCAAGGUGCAAGGCGAAAAACAACCCAGACCUCCGACAACCCUGUUAAACAGGGUUCCCUACUUGUGUGAAAAAGAAAAUAAAUAAACUUGUAACACGUCGGUACAGACUGUACGAAAUACCAUGUGUUCAAUUCAGUGAAGACUUUUCUUUAUGAAAAAAGUCCAUGUGCAGCUAUGAGAGGAGGAGGAGAUAUAUUGGUCAGAGUUAGGUCUUUGGAGACCUUGUUGGUUUAAGGUUCAUUUGGAGACCAGGUCAACGUGGUCCCCUGGAACACACUUCUGGCUGUAAAACGGAGGAAUUGACCGUUCCCAGCUCAACCGUGCUUCAGGUCCAACACAAUACGCACACACGCGUGCACACAUUUCUGGCUGGACCAUGAUCAUGUGUAUUGUGAAGAACGUAUUCUGUAUUUGUUAUUUGUAUGUAUAAUUCAGUACCAAAAAUAUGUAAAAUGCAGAGUGAAGAUGUAGAAUUAUUUCCUAAUUUAAUGCGAACUGGUUGUAUACAUUUAAUAACGGCUUGUAUAAAAAAAUAAAAUAAAAUACUGCUUCUCGUUUUGUAAUAA
Molecule: messenger RNA, 2707 nt
Organism: Conger conger (European conger)
Lineage: Eukaryota; Metazoa; Chordata; Actinopteri; Anguilliformes; Congridae
Product: transcription factor GATA-3-like
Exons: 5
Coding region: 562-1800 (412 amino acids)
Biological process (GO): immune system development; positive regulation of transcription by RNA polymerase II; regulation of epithelial cell differentiation
Cellular component (GO): nucleus
Molecular function (GO): DNA-binding transcription factor activity, RNA polymerase II-specific; zinc ion binding; RNA polymerase II cis-regulatory region sequence-specific DNA binding
Source: RefSeq, a predicted model, not a curated record